CCAUUGCAAACUCCAGUGUUUCUGUGUAAUUAUUGAUGAAUUUGUACAUACAAUCAUGUGAAAGCGUGCUGCAUGGUGCAUUAAACACCCCAAAACCUAAGUUCGAGUUACAAAAUCUAGAAGUGAUGUGUCUUAUCCGCUAAGAAUAGGCCGUAUUUUGGUGCUGCUCUCACGUGUGGUAAUGGGCACGUAGGUGUUUUUAUUACGCUGGUCCAUACAUAUUGCCUCCUGCAGGGGAGGUGUGUGUUGGAUUGCGUCCGGCGGACGGCGCCGAAUGGCCAGCACUUGUAGGGUUGAAAGUCAAAUGGGAAAUCAGCAGUAAAUCAGGAUACUUACGACUUAGUAAUUAAUGCUUCGGCGAGCAGACGGAAUCGGUUUUGGGGUGUGCUGUCAUUGCGUUGUCAACUCCGGCUCCACUCCGGGGGAGUUAAAACACGCACCCGAGGAAGAAGCAGAGGAAUUGAUUGCAAGAUUCUAUUCCCACUUAUCACCGUUCCUGUGAACAUCACCGAAGGUACACGGGAGGUGCGGUGGGCGUUGGACCUGUUCUUCAUCAGUAUUUGUUUAGUUAUUUUACUGCACCCCUGCGGUGGGCAGCGUGUCCCGGGGAACCCACAUCCGCCUGAAGAUGUUAACACACAAAAAUAAUCAGGGUGGCCGGAAGAAAAUGCAGGUUUCGUUCGUUAUAAGAGAUGCGGAGGAGAAAAGGCAUAGAAAUGGGGUGAACGCGCUCCAGCUAGACAGUGUAACCGGGCGGCUUUAUUCGGCUGGCCGGGAUGCCAUCAUUCGGUUGUGGAACUCGACCCAAACCAACUCCCACGAACCUUACAUUCAGAGCAUGGAACAUCACAACGACUGGGUGAACGACAUCGUGCUUUGUUGCGGUGGAAGAAACUUGAUAAGUGCGAGUUGUGAUACGACGGUAAAGGUAUGGAAUGCCCAUAAAGGCUUCUGCAUGUCGACGCUUCGAACGCAUCGCGACUACGUGCAGGCGCUGGCAUACGCCAAAGACCGGGAGCAGGUCGCUAGUGCCGGACUGGACAAGGCAAUAUUCCUUUGGGACGUGAACACUUUGACGGCGUUAACGGCUUCGAACAACACAGUGACAACAUCCAGCAUAUCGGGAUCUAAGGACUCUAUCUAUAGUCUGGCGAUGAAUCCCUCCGGGACGAUCAUCGUAAGCGGUUCGACGGAAAACACUCUGCGCAUCUGGGACCCGCGGACGUGCAAUAAGAUUGCAAAGCUGAAGGGACACACGGAAAAUGUGAAGGCUUUGGUGGUGUCGGAAGAUGGCACGCAGGUCGUGUCGGGAAGCUCGGAUGGAAAGAUUAAGCUGUGGAGCAUCGGACAGCAGCGCUGCAUACAGACGAUCAGCGUGCACUCGGAGGGCGUGUGGUGUUUAUUGAUGACGGACGGCUUCUCGCACGUAAUCUCGGGCAGCCGGGAUCGAAAGAUCGUCAUGACGGAGCUGCGCAAUCCGUCCAACAGUGUGCUGAUCUGCGAGGAGCGGGCGCCUGUUCUCAGCAUGUGCUACAACAUCGAUCAAACGGGCGUAUGGGCGACGACGUGGAACUCGGACAUUCGCUGCUGGAAGCUACACAAAACGGACAAGCUGUGCAACUACAGCUAUUCCAACAGCUGCAGCAGCAUAAACAAUGGAAGCGGCGAAACACCAUCGAUGGUGAACUCAACGAUAUCAUCGACCGGUCCGGGGUCGGACGGGAAUGCAUCUACCUCUGCUAGCGCCGCCGGCAAGGGCUACGAGGUGGCAUGCAUCAAGGGUGGCGCUGCAAUCAAAAAGUAUCACGUGCUGAACGACAAACGGUUCAUGCUGACACGCGACACGGAGGAGAAUGUGGCCAUCUACGACGUGUUGAAGGUGAAGAAAGUGGAAGACCUGGGAAAGGUGGACUUUGACGAGGAGGUUAAAAAGCGUAGUCAACGAAUCUAUGUGCCGAACUGGUUCACGGUGGAUUUGAAAACAGGGAUGCCAAUGAUAGUGUUAGGGCAGGACGAGGUGGAUUGUUUUGCGGCGUGGGUGUCGGCCGAAGCUGGUUUACCGGAGCACGCGGAACCUGGCUCGGAUCCGAAGGUGAACUAUGGCAGCUUGUUACUGCAGGCGUUGCUGGAACACUGGAAACCACCGCCACCGCACCAUCACAUGCCGGGCGGCCCGGUGGACAUGGAGAACGGUUGUGACGGUGACAUUAGGGGAAACGAAUACUUCAGCGUGCCGAAGCACACGCCGAUCAUAUUCAGCGAGGUGGGUGGCCGGAACGUGUGCCGGUUGCUGGUGAAGGAUGCGGCGGGUGAGACGGAAAGUGCGCUGCUCAGCGAUACCGUGCCGUCGUGGGUUACCAACGUGGUGAUCGAUCGGACACUGCCCAAGUUCAUUAAGCUUCCUUUCUAUCUGCUGGCGCAUCCGUCGAUGUUUAAGCAAGAUCGCAGCAAAAAAGAACGUCUGAUUGCGAACGAGUUCAUCCAGUGUCGGAAGGUGUGCGAGCAUGUGCUGGAGAAGGUGCUCGGCACGGAGCUACCGGCGGCCGCCAUCGGCAACAGCACCGGCAAUUCCAACUCCUCCCAGAACAACAGCCAAAGUGAUGCCAACUCCGAGGGCAGCCAAGUGCCGGCGGAGGAACGAAUCGAGCUACUUUGCAACGAUGUGCCGUGUGACCCGAACAUAGAUCUCCGAACUGUGCGGCAUUUUAUCUGGAAGCAAUCGUCCGAUUUGACCUUUCACUACCGAACGAAACCAAACUACAGCAGCUAAAAUAAUCCGUCUAACCACAACAUUGUCUAACCAAGGCCCGUGCAGAAUUUGGUAGUAACCUCAACUCUAACCUUAAACUGAUUGUAUAAAUCAUCGGCCAGCACAAGAUCUCAGAAGCUGGCGGGAUCACACAAUAGCAAAAACGAAGGACGGUACACUUUCCAUUUUUUUUAGUUAGUUUAGUGCAGUUCCGCGUUUUCCCUGACCUCGCCUCUGACGCUCGUUUUUUUUUCCCAAAAACCGAAAGGGUUUGCAAGCUGAGAGUAUUGUUGAGAACCUGCUCCUCUACCGUACGUGGGCCGUGGCGUACUGGGAAAUUUAAAUGCCACCCAUCCUUAAGUAAUGCUAUUUACUAUUCAAAUAGGCAUAGAUAGGUUUUAGUAAAGAAAGCAGAACAGAAAAUCAGUCCCUCGACAUAAGGUAGCGUGGUAUGCAGUGUGACACUUCCCUUCUCGUUCUCUCGUUUGUUAGAGUUUUAGUUUGCUCCAUUUUCUUGGCGUUCUCGAUUCCGACAAAGGACGCGCCGGGAACGGCGGUGGGGGGCUGGGCUGUAUAUGCUCGUACCGUUUACGUUUAUCGCGCGCGCUCAACUACGAACGGGCGAAACUGGGCCGUAAGGGGAUGCUGUGAUUUCUAUGUUUAAAGUGUUGUUAUUACGUGUACGUGCUUCUACAGACAAGCAUCCAAAACCCCUUUUACUACACCCAGAGAAAGAGAAUGAAAAAAGAAAAAAAAAUCACAGUCAAGUGUAAUGUAGUAA
This is a messenger RNA of Anopheles coustani, 3530 nucleotides long. Its product is annotated as WD repeat-containing protein 48 homolog. Gene Ontology annotation, biological process: double-strand break repair via homologous recombination; protein deubiquitination. Gene Ontology annotation, molecular function: ubiquitin binding. Lineage: Eukaryota; Metazoa; Arthropoda; Insecta; Diptera; Culicidae. Bases 629 to 2770 code for a protein of 713 amino acids. The record is from RefSeq and is a predicted model, not a curated record. The transcript is spliced from 7 exons.